AUGCCGCCCCAGCCACUACCAUAUGAAAUAUGGUCCCACAUUCUCUCCUUCUGCGUAGAGCAGCCCGACAUCGACGGAUACAUCGACACCCACACCCUGGCCAACGCUUUGCGUGUCAGCUCGACCUUGUUCUUGGCCGCUGCCCCCCAUCUCUACUCGAGGGCUGCUGUUGCCAAAGAUCCUCACAGCUUUGUACUCGGCGCCAAUCACGAUACUGCUGUCUACCCUUCCUCCUUCUGGUCCACCGAGCAAAUCGACCACGAGUAUCUCCGCUGGGGCCACAAGAAGGCGCCCCUUCUCCGUCAUCUUCGCCAAGUCACAUUCUUCAGCGUCUACAGCAGCGGCUUCACCGACACCGCGGCGCCUGAUCCUUACGCGCACAUCAUUGCUUCCAUAGGCGAAGCCAACGCCAUCCUCGCAGACAUAUUGCAUAAACGCAGUGACAAAAUUGCGCCCAAGUUUGUAACUCUCUGCUUGCGUGACCCGUACGAGCUUCCCCCUUACCAUAUACCCAUCCCUGCGUACCAGCACUUCGUCCAACUGUUCACCCGCGCCUUCAGACCCACACUUCUGUGUAUGGACACUGUAGACCCUACGUUCUCUCCCAUUCUGAACAAUGCGAAGGAUACACUCUCCCCGAGCUGGUCGUCAUCCAUUGCGACUUGGACUGGAAGCUGA
Molecule: messenger RNA, 678 nt
Organism: Cryptococcus amylolentus CBS 6039
Lineage: Eukaryota; Fungi; Basidiomycota; Tremellomycetes; Tremellales; Cryptococcaceae
Exons: 2
Coding region: 1-678 (225 amino acids)
Source: RefSeq, a predicted model, not a curated record